UAAUGCAAAUAGGAAUGGGGGAGUUUUAGGCCGCAAUAAAGACAGCUCAGGUCACCGCUGCCCCGUGUCUAGAUGAGCUAUUUUAGUGUCCACCCACUCCUCUUAGAGGUGAAACUGUUGAAACACUCACUAUAGUUUAUAUGAGUAAACAAAGCACACAACACCACCAGCAGACUCGUGACAGCAGCACACACACUGUAAGUUCCUGGUUUUUGUGACGACGCGAUAUAACACAAAGUUAUACACUAAUCUGUGUGUGUCCUUAAAAUAUAUGAUUUCUUGAUUAAAACAAUGUAGCACAAUCGCUGCAACACACUACACAUGUCCAGAUGAGAGCCCAGCGCUGCUGCUCAUUGCCAAUGAGCCGAUCAUCCAGUAGGGGGCGCCGUCAGACGCACAAUCGGCCAGCGUUUAUUCUUUUAGUUAUUGCACGGAAAACGUGUAUUUGUGUGCGUGUUUUCAUUUUAAAUGCAUACACACGAUCCUGGAAACAGCUGCUGCACUCGAGACGCUGUAUUUGAGAAUGUAUUUAGUGACUUGAAAUGCGAAAUUGAACCGGAAGUGUUUGGAAGUGGCUAUUGACCUUAGCGAGGGCACUUACGGCCUUGGCGUUUCAGAGAUUUUGUUGGAAAUACAGGCUGCUAUUAAGGCAUCAACGUAGUUUUCAGGAAUAUAUGAGCUCUCGCACGAGCAGAGCACUUCUUUAUUCCUGCACAGCUGUUGGUGCUUCUGUGUUUCUCGCGGUUUCUUUGAAAGCACGUUCCUCAUGCUAGUCUUUUUAUGUGCUGGGCGCUUCUGGAAGACUUCAGCUCGCCCCCUCUGCUUUCAUUAAACUACGCUCUGCUUUCCCCGCCUCGCAGCUUUCUCUCACAGAAACAGUAGUUUCUUAAUUUCUUCACGCUUGUUGUGGACUUCAUUUUUUGUUUAAGAGAUAUUCGCAGUCACUGAGUUGCUAACUGCUAGCUAGCCAGCCCGUUUUACUCUCAGUCGGCAUAUUGGAGUCGCUGGAAAAUGUCCGAUUUUGACGAGUUUGAGAGACAGCUGACCGAAAACAAGCAAGCGGACCGGGACAAAGAGAACAAGCACCAUCGGCGUAGUGGCUCGAGAAGUCACAGCAGAGACCGGGACAGAAAAAGAAGGAGCCGGGACGGAGACCGAGAAAGGAGAGGCAGUCGAGAGCGCCAUGGAGAUAGCAAAGACCGCAGACACAGACGCAGUCGCUCCCCACACCGUGAGAAGAAAAAGAUUAAAGUGAAAAAGUAUUGGGAUGUUCCUCCUUCUGGUUUUGAACACAUCACACCCAUGCAGUACAAAGCAAUGCAAGCUGCUGGUCAGAUCCCGGCAACUGCUCUGCUGCCCACAAUGACCCCUGAGGGUCUGGCCGUGACCCCAACACCUGUUCCCGUUGUGGGCAGCCAAAUGACCCGACAGGCCCGACGGCUGUAUGUAGGCAACAUCCCAUUUGGCAUCACAGAGGAGUCUAUGAUGGACUUCUUCAAUGCUCAGAUGCGUUUGGGUGGCCUGACUCAGGCCCCAGGGAACCCUGUCCUUGCUGUGCAGAUCAACCAGGACAAGAACUUUGCCUUUCUGGAAUUCCGCUCGGUGGAUGAGACAACACAGGCCAUGGCCUUUGAUGGCAUAAUUUUUCAGGGCCAGAGUCUGAAGAUUCGCAGACCACAUGACUACCAACCUCUACCAGGAAUGAGUGAAAAUCCCAGUGUCUAUGUCCCAGGUGUUGUCUCCACAGUGGUGCCAGAUUCUGCCCAUAAGCUCUUCAUUGGCGGUCUGCCAAAUUACCUCAACGAUGACCAGGUGAAGGAAUUGCUGACAUCGUUUGGUCCCCUGAAGGCCUUUAACCUUGUGAAAGACAGCGCUACAGGUCUCUCUAAGGGCUAUGCCUUCUGUGAAUAUGUUGACGUCAAUAUCAGUGACCAGGCACACUGUUCACUAUCACAGGCCAUCGCAGGGCUAAACGGCAUGCAGCUUGGUGACAAGAAACUCCUGGUCCAGAGAGCCAGCGUCGGCUCAAAAAACACCACACUGACGGGCAUAAACCAGACUCCAGUCACCUUACAAGUACCAGGUCUUAUGAACACCUCAGUGACUCAGAUGGGAGGCAUUCCUACAGAGGUAUUGUGUCUGAUGAACAUGGUGGCACCAGAGGAGCUGCUGGAUGAUGAAGAGUAUGAGGAAAUCGUUGAAGACGUCAGAGACGAGUGCUCCAAAUACGGCCAGGUCAAGAGCAUCGAGAUCCCACGGCCUGUUGACGGUUUAGAAGUUCCUGGCACUGGAAAGAUCUUUGUGGAGUUUAUGUCAGUGUUUGACUCCCAGAAGGCCAUGCAAGGAUUAACAGGAAGGAAAUUCGCCAACAGAGUGGUGGUGACUAAAUACUGCGACCCUGAUGCCUACCACCGCCGUGACUUCUGGUAGAGACAGGACAGAAUCAAGAGCGAGAGAGACAUAGAGACGCAACACAGAUGGUGUGAUUUCAAUCUCUCGGAAAACCCUUAUUUCGUAGAUUUAUGAGGUCUGAGAGGGUGUGAGCAUUUUUUAAAAUCUGGCAGACUGAAAACAUUACUUGUGAUUGGGCAGAAUGUAGUGCAUCAAUCAUGAGUGAGGUUUUUUGAGGACGACAACAAUGUUCAAGUAUGUGCAGAGCUUUAACAUGGGAUUUCAGACCAUACAAUUUUUAAAGUCUACAGAAAAGGAUUAAAUUAGACAUGUCACUAAACUUCCAGCUUAUUUUUGAUCCAUAGUAAUUUUUUUUUGUCAGUUUUUCUCAAUGUAUUUAAAACUUACUCUAUCAUCUGUACAGCUCACACACUGAGCCAGACUGGUCAGAUAGGAGUGAGAGAGGAGGAUAUAAUGCAGUGAGUGAAGGAAGCUGAGGGGAGAGCAACAAUGACAACAACGAAAAUGAAUGUUACACUCAGAAAACAAGGAGGUGAGAGGGGGGUACUUGAAGAGAGAAUUCUUUGUUUUUGGGAAAUGGUUUUAUUUAGGCUGUGAAAUGAGGCUUCCAUGUUUAAUUGUAGAGGUUAAAUGUGUGAAGCAAGAGGAGUUUCUGGGUCUGUUCUUGACAACAUGCAUAUAUGAGGUAAGGCCACUUCAGAAAUCAUGUAGAGGGUGAAUAUUACCAAUUAUGUCUAUACUGUCUUUCUCUCCUCCCAUCCCCUCCUCUUUCUCUUUCCCUUUCCAUCUACCUUUCCCUCCUUUUAUAAUAGUUGUGCUGUUUCUUGUGAACUCCACUUUCCUGGCCCCAUCUAACCAAAUUUGUACACAGUGAAAAAGAAACUUGUCUCUUUCUGUUAUUUCUUUAUACACAUUCUGUAUCUAACUGUCCACUACUGUUUUUUUGUUGUUGUUUUUUUUACUGUAAUAAGCUGAGCUGAUUUAAUACAGUGCGUUUAUGUAAGAGCACCAGAAAAUUGAUCUGGUGAAAUAAACUCAAUGUGUUUGAAAUGAACACAUUUCAUCAGUUCUGCCAGCAGAUAGUGCUAACAGGUCUUGUUAUUCUGGACUGUGCAAUUCAAAGUGGAGUAGUUCUCAUACAGUAUCUGACUAUUAGCAGCUAUGGGUGACUCAGUAUUUUUGGGGGGGAUGUUAAUGUUUCUUUCUCAAAUUAAUAAUAAAAAAGGAAAACAAGUCAGUGGAAAUAUGUUGGUUGCUGAU
Messenger RNA from Myxocyprinus asiaticus (Chinese sucker), 3672 nucleotides. RefSeq names its product splicing factor U2AF 65 kDa subunit-like. The transcript has 11 exons. The record is from RefSeq and is a predicted model, not a curated record. NCBI's taxonomy places the organism in Eukaryota, Metazoa, Chordata, Actinopteri, Cypriniformes, Catostomidae. Gene Ontology annotation, molecular function: poly-pyrimidine tract binding; pre-mRNA 3'-splice site binding. Gene Ontology annotation, biological process: mRNA processing; female sex differentiation. Gene Ontology annotation, cellular component: U2AF complex; commitment complex; nucleus. The coding region runs from base 1012 to 2430 and encodes 472 amino acids.